CCGCUCAACAUUUGAGGUUAGCAUUGCUGUUGACCACGCUUAUUUUGUCAAAGUAUACCUAUAACUUCGAGUCGUGGUUAGUUCAUCAAAUUUAUGAUUUUGCGGUUUUGUUGAUAUCGGCAAAAAUGUCUUACAAAGACAAUUUUAACGUGUUUGUCGGUGGAAAGUCAGGGAUUUUCAAAGGAGUGAACGUCAAGGAACAAUCAUGCGUGAUGAAAAAUAUACAAAAUUUAGUCUCUAUCACCAAUCAUCAUGAAGUCACUUGUAUGUCCUGGGGUGAUGAUCACGAGAUGGAGAUUUUGUUGGGGUGCGGUUCAAAAGGUGUGAGAAGUAUUAAGAUUUACGACUCUGAGAGUCAUACCUUCAAGACGUCGUUUAUUUGCGAUCUCGGAGAAGGUAACAUCAAUGGGAUUGCAAGGUAUGACAGUCAUAUUUUAACUGCAGUAGAUUCUGGCCAUGUGAAGUUGUGGAAAAACAGUGAGAGGGAAGAAAACGUACUAAAUGUUGGUGGAAAUUUACUGCGUAUGCGUCAAUCUAAUCAACAGAAAAAUAUCAUUGCUGUGGGAGGAAAUGAAAAUCCAUUGAAGUUGUUUGAUUUGAAGAAGAAUGUUAAUACUUUCACUGCUAAGAAUAUGUCAAACGAUUGGCUACAGUUGAGAGUACCUGUCAAUGUUACAGACAUAUGUUUUUUAACAGACAAUACAAAGAUUGUUACCAUUGGUAAAUAUGGUCAUAUACGUUUGUAUGAUACUAAAGCUCAAAGGAGACCUGUUAUCAACUUGGAAAUGACAGGAGAGGCUUUGAAAUCACUGUCAAAUUGUGUUAAUGAUAGACAAGUAGUUUGUGGAACAGGAAGAGGUAGAAUCAAUUUGAUAGAUUUAAGGAAAGUUGGUAAAAUACUAAAUACAUAUAAGGGACCAGUUGGUGCAGUCACAAGUAUUGGAGUUAGCAGAAUAGAGCCUUAUGUUGUUAGUGUAGGUUUGGACAGGCACUUGUAUGUUCAUGAUAUUAAUUCAAAGGCAUUGUUGAAGAAAGUUUAUCUGACAUCAAAAUUAUCAUGUAUGGUAUUACGUUCUGACUUUUCUAUAAAGGAGGCAGAAAAAGAAGAAAAUGCUGCAAAUAAUAGUGAUGACAAUCUUAUUGGUUCAGAAAUAGAGUAUACUGACAAUGAAAGUGAAGAAGAGAUAUGAAAGAUAUUAGUAUAUUUGUUGAAUACAAGUGUGAAUGAGUAU
This is a messenger RNA of Phymastichus coffea, 1232 nucleotides long. Its product is annotated as WD repeat-containing protein 74. Gene Ontology annotation, molecular function: protein binding. The record is from RefSeq and is a predicted model, not a curated record. The transcript has a single exon. Lineage: Eukaryota; Metazoa; Arthropoda; Insecta; Hymenoptera; Eulophidae. Gene Ontology annotation, cellular component: nucleolus; preribosome, large subunit precursor. Bases 126 to 1190 code for a protein of 354 amino acids. Gene Ontology annotation, biological process: ribosomal large subunit biogenesis.